GCUCUUGGGGGUGGUUAGGGGAGGCACAGCAGACUGGAGCAGUCUGAUUUACACAAAUGUGCUGGAAGUCAUCAUAAAGUACCCAGCAAGACUUCACUUUCUCCUUCAUCAUCAUGAAAUAAGUAAACCCUGCAGCAGUCAUUUUUCUAUUCUUUAUAGUGAUGGUGCUUUUGUGAGCUGUGUACUCAGGCGCCAUGGCAAAAAUCAGGGUUGCUUGUGAGUACUCAGAAGCUGAAGACAAAAGCAUCCGGCUGGGGUUGUUCCUCAUCAUCUCUGGGAUAGUGUUUUUCUUUAUUCUUGUUUUCUGCUGGCUGAAUCCAGCGCUGCAGGAUCUGCAGGGAAAGACAGCCAACUGCACGGUGCUGUCCGUGCAACAGAUCGGGGAGAUGUUUGAGUGCACUUUUACAUGCGGGAGUGACUGCAAGGGCACCUCUUUGUACCCCUGCCUGCAGAUCUAUGUCAAUAACUCUGAGUCCCACUCCAGGGCACUGCUGCACCAGGAUGAGCAACAGCUCAUUAGCAACCCCAAGUGCUCCUAUAUUCCACCAUGCGAGAGAGAGAACCAAAAGAAUUCUGAAAAUGUUUUGCAUGAACAGGAAUACUGGAAUAAAGAGAUUGGAUUCCAAGCAUUCAUCUGCUACUUUAAUCAACAUCGAAGGCCAGAGGAUGUUCUUCUGAAACGCACUCACGAUGAAAACGUUCUUCUCCACUGCUUUCUCUGGCCGCUGGUUACCAUUAUGGUGGGCGUAAUGAUUGUCGUUCUAACCAUCUGUGCAAAAACUCUGGCAAUAAAAGCAGAAGCUAUUCAGAAAAGGAAAUUUUCAUAGAAGACUAAAAAGUUUGGUGAAAAUUCAUUAAAAAAAAAAACAAAAUGCUAAAUUCCCAGAAUCCUCUUGCUGCCUCUUCAUUAACAUUUUACUGGACUUGAUUAUUUGAGAAUAGAGGUUGAAUAGAGGAUUUUUUUUUUCUCAGACUCCUACCGGACUGCUGUUUUCCUCGGGGAAACAUGCCCAGAAAAUUUCAAUACUGAAGCAAACAUUCUGGCCAAAAAUAAAGUCAAACAGUGCUAAAGGAAAUUUCAUUUCACCGUUGAGAUAAUUUUUUAUUUAGUAUAUAAAACGUCAAUCAAAAUAUUUCAGUUUAUUUUGUAUCAUGAACUUAUAAAUUAUUAAAGUGUGCUUUUUUAUGUCCAAA
Messenger RNA from Bombina bombina (fire-bellied toad), 1194 nucleotides. RefSeq names its product potassium calcium-activated channel subfamily M regulatory beta subunit 4 (gene KCNMB4). The transcript has 3 exons. Gene Ontology annotation, cellular component: membrane; voltage-gated potassium channel complex. Bases 195 to 827 code for a protein of 210 amino acids. Gene Ontology annotation, molecular function: potassium channel regulator activity; calcium-activated potassium channel activity. NCBI's taxonomy places the organism in Eukaryota, Metazoa, Chordata, Amphibia, Anura, Bombinatoridae. The record is from RefSeq and is a predicted model, not a curated record. Gene Ontology annotation, biological process: potassium ion transport; detection of calcium ion.